This is a messenger RNA of Dendroctonus ponderosae (mountain pine beetle), 1995 nucleotides long. RefSeq names its product ras-related protein Rab-14. Gene Ontology annotation, molecular function: GTP binding; GTPase activity. Gene Ontology annotation, cellular component: recycling endosome; Golgi apparatus; phagocytic vesicle. The coding region runs from base 252 to 899 and encodes 215 amino acids. Gene Ontology annotation, biological process: defense response to bacterium; GPI anchor biosynthetic process; endocytic recycling. The record is from RefSeq and is a predicted model, not a curated record. The transcript is spliced from 5 exons. NCBI's taxonomy places the organism in Eukaryota, Metazoa, Arthropoda, Insecta, Coleoptera, Curculionidae.
AUACGCAUCAUGGAUGUACCAGGCGACUUCCAGUAGGCGAUGGCAUUGAAAUUACCAUGCCCAGUUUCAGCUGGAGGAAUAAGGAUAAUCCUAAUUAUGCUUUGGGCGUGUUCACUCCGAAUAACUAUGCCAUCGGCAAAUGCGAGAUGCCAAGAGAAUCGACUGUUAUCAAUCUGUACAUUCUUGGAUUGGUCGGCCUGUUUAUUUGGCUCUGUUGCUGCAACAGGAGGCGGAGGUUUCCAUAGAGGAAAAUGUCGGCGGGGCCAUACAAUUACUCGUAUAUCUUCAAGUACAUUAUCAUCGGGGACAUGGGAGUGGGCAAGUCCUGUCUUCUCCACCAGUUCACUGAAAAGAAAUUCAUGGCUGACUGUCCUCACACAAUUGGAGUGGAAUUCGGCACGAGAAUCAUCGAAGUCUCCGGACAAAAAAUCAAACUUCAAAUCUGGGAUACGGCAGGACAGGAGCGGUUCCGCGCCGUCACCAGGUCCUACUAUCGGGGCGCGGCAGGAGCUCUUAUGGUCUAUGACAUUACCAGACGGUCCACCUACAAUCAUCUGAGCAGCUGGUUGACCGACACCAGAAACCUGACCAAUCCCAGCACAGUGAUCUUUCUCAUUGGUAACAAGUGCGAUCUGGAGGCUCAACGCGACGUCACUUAUGAAGAAGCCAGCAAGUUUGCCGAAGAAAAUGGGCUACUCUUUGUCGAAGCUAGUGCCAAAACUGGUGACAACGUGGAAGAGGCAUUCUUGGAAACCGCCAAAAAGAUCUAUCAAAGUAUUCAGGAUGGGCGAUUAGAUUUAAAUGCGGCAGAAUCGGGAGUUCAACAUAAACCGUCACAGCCAGGACGCAACAACUUGUCCAACGAUCAGCAAGCUAACAAGGACAAUUGCCCCUGCUAGUUCAGAUAAAGUUUUAAAAAUUUCGAAUCUCUAGGUGUGUUUUCUGAGAUUAAUUUCCAAACCGCAAUUAGAGAGGGUUGAACCAAAUCACUCCCCCAUUUUUGCCCCGAGUCGACUAGAUUUUCUUGCGCUUUAGAGAGCAUUUAUUGGGAAGUUCCGUAAUAGAAUCCUAUUGAAAAAGCACAUUUCUUGAUAGUUCACUUUAAUUUUUGGGGAGUUAUUUUGUGUUUUAAACUAGUUUAAUUAUGCGCAUAUUAUUUCAACUAUCAAUCAUGUGGUUAAUAUUUUAUUGUUUACAAAUUAAACGUUGCCGCUUUUAUUGUUAGAGUGGCAAGUAACCUAGGAACUAUUCAUAAGAGGAUAUUAAGUGUUUUAUAUAAAAGUUACUUAUAUAGUCUAUACGAUAAUGUAAAGUACAUGCGGAACACGUAAAAUUAUUGUAUCAUAUCUUAGGUACAGCUAAUUAAGUUUAAGCACUUAACUUGAAUUCUGCAAGGCAGAGUUUUUUCAUUUGCAAACUGGUUCUUACUCAUCAAUGGGUUUGUGAAAUUAGAUUAAUGUGUCACGCUUGGGGUAUAUCGAUAGGAAUGUUUCUGAUUGUAUUACUUGCGAAAGUGAACACUUAGCACUAGAACGGAUUUGCUGUUAAACAAUCUACAAAUUCGAAAUGUUUGUCCAUUCCAAUACCAAAGGUACAUUCGUAAAUAUCUGCGUUUGAGUGAAAUUUUUGAUUAUCUAGGCUAAACGCCUUUUUCACGCGAUUGUCCAAAUUUUGAGGUCCUGCAAUAGAUUGGCUGCUUAUUUAGUGAUGAAUGUUUGUCUGUGGUUUAUUUAUUGUAAAAAGCAAACUAUUAAAUAUUGUAAGCACUUGAGAUAUUUUUGUUGUUUAGUCGUGGUUCUGGUUAGAUUGAACUUUUGACGUGUUUUUUUUCUAAACCUGCCAAUGAGUCAGUUUUUUUAAGAAUAAAUGCCGAUAUAUUGAAAGGCGAGAACAGCCAGUUAACUUUCACACUCAUCGAAUUUGCAUAUUUUGAUCCCAAUGUUUGUAGACUGAUGUACUGCGAAAUAAAACACAAAAUAAAAUACAAUAAUUUUA